AAAAAACAAACUUCUCUCUAGAUGAUGCAUACAAUUCUUGCUCAGGAAGGCAGAAUUCGUCAAGGAAGUUAAUUACCGGCUGGUUCCAGUUCCAAUAGGACCAUGGAGGAGUUGAAUGAUGUUUGGCACUCGAUGAACGAUGAAGAACUUAUGUGGAGAGCUUCAAUGGUACCUCAAAUAGAGAAGAACCCGUUUAAUCGAAUCCCGAGAGUGGCAUUCUUGUUCUUAACAAGGGGUAGAUUGCCAUUGGCACCUCUUUGGGAGAUGUUCUUUAAAGGACAUGAAGGGUUGUUCUCAAUAUACAUUCAUACUUCACCAGAUUUCAACUAUGAACCUCCUCCAUCAUCUGUGUUUUAUAAAAGAAGGAUACCUAGCCAGGCAGUGCAAUGGGGAAGAUCAACCAUGAUUGAUGCAGAGAGAAGACUUUUAGCAAAUGCACUUUUAGACAUUUCCAAUGAAAGAUUCAUAUUACUCUCUGAAUCAUGCAUUCCUUUCUUCAAUUUCACUACAAUCUACACUUACCUCACAAAUUCCGACCAAAGUUUCCUCGGAUCAUUUGACGAUCCGAGGAAAAUAGGUCGUGGUAGGUACAACAAACGUAUGUACCCGAACAUAACACUUUCCGAUUGGAGAAAAGGCUCACAAUGGUUCGAAGUACAUCGCAAACUUGCAGUAAAAAUAGUCUCUGAUGUGAUGUAUUACCCUGUUUUUAAGAACUAUUGUGUGCCACCAUGUUACAUGGAUGAACAUUACUUGCCUACAUUGGUGAAUAAAGUUUGUCCAGGAUUAACUUCGAAUCGGAGUGUUACGUGGGCUGAUUGGUCAGCUGGUGGCUCACACCCGAUGACAUUUUUGAAGAAAGAUGUGACAGAGGAGUUUUUGAAGAGUGUUGGGAGUGAGUUGAAUUGUAGUUAUAAUGGAAAGAUGAGUUCAAUAUGUUUUCUUUUUGGGAGGAAAUUUCAUCCUAGUACUUUGCAACCUUUACUUAGGAUUGCACCAAAAUUGCUUGGUUUUGGUUGA
Solanum tuberosum (potato) is the source of this 1020-nucleotide messenger RNA. RefSeq lists its product as uncharacterized. Gene Ontology annotation, cellular component: membrane. NCBI's taxonomy places the organism in Eukaryota, Viridiplantae, Streptophyta, Magnoliopsida, Solanales, Solanaceae. Gene Ontology annotation, molecular function: glycosyltransferase activity. The transcript is spliced from 3 exons. The coding region runs from base 103 to 1020 and encodes 305 amino acids. The record is from RefSeq and is a predicted model, not a curated record.